AUGGGCAACUCCAAUGGCAAGCCCGUCGUCUUCACCGACGAAGUCAACCUCAACCAUUUCCGACUCCUGCGAGUGGUGGGGAAAGGUGCAUUCGGAAAAGUUCGUAUCGUUGAGCGAAAGGACACCGGCUUGACCUUCGCCUUGAAAUACAUUCGCAAAGAUGAAGUGGUACGAUCGGAGAGCGUACGGAACAUCAUCAGAGAGCGAAGGAUGCUGGAACACCUCAAUCACGCCUUCCUUUGCAACUUGCGAUACAGUUUUCAGGAUAUCGAAUAUUUAUACCUUGUUGUAGAUCUAAUGAAUGGCGGCGACUUACGAUUUCAUAUCUCACGAAAGACCUUUACUGAAGACGCGGUACGGUUCUGGAUGGCAGAGCUCGGCUGCGCGUUACGAUACUGUCAUGGGCAGGGCAUUGUGCAUAGGGAUCUCAAACCAGAUAAUGUCUUACUUGACUCUGACGGCCAUGUGCACCUGGCUGAUUUUAAUGUUGCAUCUGAAUACAAACCGGACAAGCAAUUACACAGCAAAUCUGGGACACUCGCAUACCUUGCGCCGGAGGUCUACGCUGGUACAGGGUAUCUGACCGAGGUAGAUUGGUGGUCGUUGGGAGUCACGUUUUAUGAAUGCAUUUAUAACAAGCGACCUUUUUCUUCGCACGGUCACGAAAAGCUGGAAAAGGAAAUCCUGAAAGCCUCGCCCAAUUAUCCUGUCACACAGCCGCCAGUCUCAAUACACUGUACACACGCCAUGCAAUCACUAUUAGAGAAGGACACACGGAAAAGAAUAGGGGCAACCGGCUUCGACACCUACACAGAUCAUCCCUUCUUCCGACCAAUCGACUUUGAAGCUCUCGAGAAGAAGCAGAUCCGGCCAGUCUUUGUACCGUCUAGCGAAAAGACCAACUUUGACGCGACAUACGAUCUGGAAGAGCUACUGCUGGAGGAGGCACCCCUGGAAGCAAGAGCAAGGCGCCAAAAGCCAAGGGUAAAACUGAAAGAGGACGCAACAGACAAGGAAAUCCGGACGGACGAGCUGCACCGAAUGAUAGAAACGCUGUUCGAGCCUUUCGAUUAUACCACCGUAACUGACUAUAAAGGCUUCGUGGACUCCCCUUCUGGCGUGGAAUCCUCCCUCGACAUGCUCGAUCACGCCAACACCACCACGACAUCCUCCAAACACAGUACCGACGACCCAGAUCUCAACCACGUCGCCACAAAAUCCCACCUCAGCGGCUCCGCGAACGGCUCCCCACCUAUGACCACGCAUGGCCAGGCCGUACUUUCGAAUCACUCAGAAUACUAUCUUUCAAACGAAAUCCCCGCAGGCCAGGGCGUCCUGGGGCCGACUUCCCACCCUACUCCACCAGCUCAAGGGAGGCAACCGCCAAGGAGUGCCGGUGCACCGCGGGGUGGUGGACUACAGGUUGUCACUAAUGACGAUGGAACUGCGUGGGAGGGGUCGAGUAAGAAAGAAACGAGGACUAGUAAUGGGAGUACCGACGUCAGGGAAGGAGGGAGGAGUACGAAGGGGAAACCGAAUGGGAUGUUGGGUUUCCUGUCAAGGAAGAAGGGCAGGGAGAGGAGUCCGAAACCGAUGGAGGCAGGGGUGUUGGGGAAGGAAGGGGCGAGGGUUGUUGUCGGUGGACGAUAA
Letharia columbiana is the source of this 1650-nucleotide messenger RNA. RefSeq lists its product as uncharacterized. The transcript is spliced from 7 exons. Gene Ontology annotation, biological process: intracellular signal transduction; peptidyl-serine phosphorylation. Lineage: Eukaryota; Fungi; Ascomycota; Lecanoromycetes; Lecanorales; Parmeliaceae. The record is from RefSeq and is a predicted model, not a curated record. Gene Ontology annotation, molecular function: ATP binding; protein serine/threonine kinase activity. The coding region runs from base 1 to 1650 and encodes 549 amino acids.